This is a messenger RNA of Adineta steineri, 243 nucleotides long. The record is from the annotation of a GenBank genome assembly. NCBI's taxonomy places the organism in Eukaryota, Metazoa, Rotifera, Eurotatoria, Adinetida, Adinetidae.
AUGUUCGAUUAUCAUCAAUCAAAGACAACCAAUACACCAACUGAAAUUAUAUCUGCACCAGCUGUAGAUUUAGAAUUAAAUUUUCAAAUUCAAAUUGCUAGUGGUUCAUGUAAUCUGUAUACAAGUCGUGAUUUAAUAUCAAAUUCAUCAUUUACCACAGCAAAUCCAACUAAACAACAGCAAUCUCAAACACGUGAACAUGUAACAUUACCACAAGAGCAAGAUAGACAAACUAAUUUAUAA